Molecule: messenger RNA, 612 nt
Organism: Geodia barretti
Lineage: Eukaryota; Metazoa; Porifera; Demospongiae; Tetractinellida; Geodiidae
Source: the annotation of a GenBank genome assembly
AUGCGGAAUACCCGGUCAGAUGUAGACGACUCCAAGGCGAUGCUUCAACAUGUGGAGCGUGCCGCCGAUGAACUCGGCAGCGCACAUGCAGACGUGAUAGCCUUUGCCUGCACAGCGAGUAGUUUUGUCGCGGGCGUUGAAGGCGAAAUCGAAUUGCGAGACCGGAUCGAACGGGCAGGAAAGGCAAAAGCGGUAACGACAUCAGGUUCCGUUGCAGGGGCGUUGCGGACGCUCGGGGUUCGGCGCGUUGCGGUUGCGACACCCUACCCGGACGAACUCAAUGUGCUGGAAAAACAAUUCUUGGAGGACGAAGGCAUCGAAGUCCUGACCAUUGCCGGCAUGGGCAUCGUGGAUGCGUUCAGCAUCGGAAAGGUGACGCCACAAGAGACGUAUGAAUUCGCCCGGCGUGUCUGGCAGGCUGACGCCGAUGGAAUGUUUAUCAGUUGUACCAACCUGCGCACCAUUGAUGUGCUAGCACGACUGGAAACAGAACUCGGCGUGCCAGUCAUCUCCAGCAACUUGGCGACGUGCUGGGGGUGUUUGCGAGCCUUGGGACAUCAUGAUCCGAUUGACGGGUACGGGAGGCUUUUGUCAGAGCGGCACAGUGCCUAA